Xyrauchen texanus (razorback sucker) is the source of this 5765-nucleotide messenger RNA. Its product is annotated as anoctamin-5-like. The coding region runs from base 168 to 2906 and encodes 912 amino acids. The transcript has 19 exons. Gene Ontology annotation, cellular component: plasma membrane. NCBI's taxonomy places the organism in Eukaryota, Metazoa, Chordata, Actinopteri, Cypriniformes, Catostomidae. Gene Ontology annotation, molecular function: chloride channel activity; protein dimerization activity. Gene Ontology annotation, biological process: chloride transmembrane transport. The record is from RefSeq and is a predicted model, not a curated record.
AUGUCAUGGAGAAGAAAGCCAGUACAGUCACUACAUUAUCCUUACAAACAUAUCGUAAAGCUUGAAAGUCGAAAUCUCAUUCGACAGGUCAAUCAGACCAAAAGGUGAGACUGACCGAUCCGCUCUCGCGAUUGACAUCUUAAAAAAAUAAAAAAUUCAAACUUAAGAUGAAGCGAAUAACGGGAAAGACGAAAGAAGCAACUCUGAUCGAAAUGUCUAACGCGUUGGAUUCUCAAGUCGAAGAUAAUAAUGGCAGCAUUAACUCCAUCUCUGAACGAGAAACACAGCUGCCCGGUCACCGGGAGAUUGACAAGUUUGGGCAAAACCGGGACUCUGUGUACUUCAGGGAUGGUGUACGUCGCAUCGAUUUCGUCCUGUCUUAUGGUGACGACAAGGAUGGGGACAAGAGAGCGGAGAGAAGAAAAGAAUUCGAAGCCAACCUAGAGAAGGUUGGUCUUGAGCUGGAGACUGAAGACAAAUCGGAGUCUGAUGAUCGUAAGACAUAUUAUCUGAAGAUCCAUGCUCCAUGGGAAGUGUUGGCCACCUAUGCUGAUGUGCUAAAGAUCAAAGUGCCCUUUAAAGAAAGUGACAUUCCCAGAGCACGAGACGUUCCGUUGGAGUUGCUUACACAUCCUUUCCAACUACCGGAGCACAUCAUGAGGCCAGAACCGGAUUACUUCACUGCACCUUUCGAUAAGAGCAAGGUCGACUUCUUCCUUAUUGAUGAUAAGGAUACAUUUUUCCCUCCCUCCACCCGCAACAGGAUUGUGUACUACAUCCUCACCCGCUGCCCUUACUACAAGGAAGACCGUAAGGAGAAAGAUAAGACGGGAAUUAAACGAUUGCUAAGCAACGGCACUUACACCUCAGCCUAUCCGCUCCAUGACUGUCAGUAUUGGAAGAAGGCACAGGACAUGCAGUGUGAGAGUGAGCGGUUCCACCUGUAUAAAAACUGGGCUCGAUUCCUCUGCUUCUACAAGGAGCAGCCACUCAAUCUUAUCAAGAAGUACUACGGUGAGAAGAUUGGUAUCUACUUUGCCUGGCUGGGCUUUUACACAGAAAUGCUGUUUUUUGCUGCAGUCAUGGGGGUGAUCUGCUUUGUUUACGGUGUGCUCAGUUACGAUGACAACAUCACAAGUAAGGAGAUCUGUGACCCAGAAAUUGGGGGGAAGAUUGUCAUGUGUCCACUCUGUGAUAAAAAGUGCAGCUACUGGAAGCUCAAUUCAACUUGUCUGUCCUCUUGGCAAUCUCAUUUGUUUGAUAAUGAGGGGACUGUGUUCUUUGCCAUGUUCAUGGGCAUUUGGGUGACCCUGUUCCUGGAGUUCUGGAAGCGAAGGCAGGCCCGUCUUGAGUAUGAGUGGGAUCUUGUGGACUUUGAGGAGGAACAGCAACAGCUCCAGAUCAGGCCAGAGUUUGAGUUGAAGUGCACAGACCGCAGACUGAACCGCAUCACACAGGAAAUGGAGCCUUAUCUUCCUUUCCCCAGCAAGUGUGCUCGAUUCUGUCUUUCUGGGGCAACUGUGCUGUUCUGGACGUGUCUGAUCGUGGCCUGUAUAAUGGGAGUAAUAGCAUACAGAUUAGCAGUUUAUGCAGCGUUUGCCAGCGCCAUGAAAGACAGCCCCACCAGUAAGAUCCAGCUGGUGGGCUCUCUAAUCACCCCUCAGCUGGCCACCUCUGUAACCGCUUCAUGCAUCAACUUUGUUAUUAUUCUCAUCCUCAACUUCUUCUAUGAGCAUGUGGCCAUUUGGAUCACUGAUAUGGAGAUCCCCAAGACAUAUCUGGAGUAUGAGAACAAGCUGACGAUGAAGAUGUUCAUGUUCCAGUUCGUGAACUACUACUCUUCCUGUUUCUAUGUGGCCUUUUUUAAAGGGAAGUUUGUGGGUUAUCCGGGGAACUACAGUUACAUGUUUGGAAAGUGGAGCUCUCUGAGAAAUGAAGAGUGUGCCCCUGGGGGUUGUCUGAUUGAGCUCACUACACAGCUCCUUAUUGUCAUGGCUGGAAAACAGAUGGUUGGAAAUGUCCAGGAGGCUCUGCUGCCACUUCUCAGAAACUGGUGGGGCAGCAGAAAAGGGCGGAGUCAUCCGGAAAGCACUUAUAGUAGAUGGGAGCAGGAUCACGAUCUGCAGAACUUCAGCCAGUUUGGACUCUUCAAUGAAUACCUUGAGAUGGUGAUCCAGUUUGGAUUCAUAACACUUUUUGUGGCCUCUUUUCCACUGGCCCCUCUUCUUGCCCUUUUUAACAACAUUCUGGAGGUGAGAGUUGAUGCUUGGAAGUUUACCACACAGCUCCAAAGGCCAGUAGCAGCAAAAGCACGCAACAUUGGAGCCUGGGAAGAGAUCCUUAAUGUGGUUGCUAUCUUGUCUGUGGUCACAAAUGCCUUCAUCAUGGCGUUCACAUCAGAUAUGAUUCCUCGCCUGGUAUAUCUGUACGCCUACCACCCCGGCAGUGAGGCCACCAUGAGAGGUUACAUCACCAACAGCCUGUCCAUGUACAACAUCUCUCAGAUCCCUGGGUAUAAUCUAACUGAGUCUGAAGAAAACCCCUCCUGGUUUAAUAGCACUACCAUCACAAUGUGCAGAUAUCGGGACUACAGAUACCCACCUGGCCAUGAAAAGCAAUACACUCAAACAAUGCAGUUCUGGCACAUCUUGGCUGCUAAAAUGGCCUUCAUCAUCAUUAUGGAACAUAUUGUGUUUGUGGUGAAGUUUUUUGUGGCAUGGCUGAUUCCUGAUGUGCCGUCAGAAGUAAAGGCCCGGAUAAAACGUGAACGCUAUCUUGUCCAGGAGUACCUGCACAACUAUGAAGUGGAGAAACUCAAACUGCAGCUCAGUCAGAGUUUCUGCCUAUCCACAGAAAUGGCCUCACUGCCGCCUUCCAGUCCAAACAAGCAUCAGUUGCUUUCUUAAUGUAUUGAAAUGUCCCUGAGACUUCAUCACAACUGAAGAUACUGUACUCUGCAAAUUGAUAGCAUGGAGGAAUCUUCAUAUAUUUUAUUGCAAAAACUCUCUGCCCUCAUUCUGACAACUGCCUUUGUUUUUGAUUAAGAGCUGCACUCCCCUCAAACAAAAUGAAACAUAUCUUCAACCUGCUUUUUUAUGUUUGAGAGAACAAUACAGCUCCUUCUGUAUUUCUCUCUAUAUCUAUGCUUUACAUGAGUCCAGAGUGCCCUUGUGUAACUGCUCUUUCAAAGCUGUGGUGAGUUACUAAGUAUCAUAAUUGAGAAAGGCUUGGAGACAGACCUGCAGUGUCAUUUCAGCAGCAAACCCUCUGGAAUGCAGCCUUUAACCUGGUGCUCUUCAGUUUGUCCCGGGAGGCAGUUGUGCAGUGAAAGCAGCUUGUGAAUAUUUAGAUAUGAUAAUUAAAAAACUUUUGAAAACUUUAGGAGGCAAUAAUGAUUUUUACAUCUGUCCAGCUGCUUGCUGCCUUGAUAUUUUUGUAUUAAAAAAGUAAUUUGCAUGUUUUGCCCUGUAUGUCUAUCUAUGACAGAGAUACAUGUGUGUAUGUUGUCUUGACUUUUUAUUUAUUUUUCCUUUAGUUUUUUUUGAGGGUGUGUGAUGUUUAGUGACAAAUCUUGGUUCUACCGAAGCUGAGACAAGAGAGGCACAUCUGCUUGCUUAUCUUACUGCUGUAAUAUUGAUUAUAUAGUAAGUAUAUUUCCUGUAGUACUUGUAUUAUCAUGGCUCUGUUGAAAAUAUUUAAAGGAAUAGUUCUCCCAAAAAUGAAAUUGUCUCAUAAUUUACUCACCCCCAUGCCAUCCCAGAUGUGUAUGACUUUCUUUCUUCUGCAGAACACAAAUGACAUUUUUUAGAAAAAUAUCUCAGCUCUGUAAGUACAUAUAAUCCAAAUGGAUGUGUACUAAAAUGAUGAACCUCCAAAAGCACAUAAAGACAGAAUAAAAGUAAUCCAUAAGACUCCAGCGGUUAAAUCAGCGGUUAAUCUUCUGGAACAAUAUGAUAAAUAGUGUGGGGGAGAAACAAAUACAAAUGCAUGUCCUUUUUACCAUCAAUCGGCACCUUCACAUUCUUUUGUUUUUGUCUAUUUGCAUUCUUUAUGCAUAUCGCCAGCCACCUGCUGGGAAUUUAAGAGAAUUUAAAGUAAUAAAGAACUUCUACUUCUCACCUACACCUGUCAUAUCCCUUCUGAAGACAUGGAUUCAAUCACUGGAGUAAUGGAUUGCUUUUAUGCUGCCUUUUAUAUGCUAUUUUAAGAUUAAAAAUGUUGGUACCCAUUCACUUGAAUCGUAUUGACCUACAGAGCUGAGAUAUUCUUCUAAAAAUCUUCAUUUGUGUUCUAAAGAAGAAAAAGUCAUACACAUCUGGAAUGGCACGAGAGUGAGUAAAUAAUGAGAGAAUUCAAAUUUUGGGGUGAAUUAUUCAUUUUAGUUUUCCAAUUCUUUUUUUUUUUUUUUUUUUUUUACUAGGAAGCGUAGAAACAAUUAUUUUCUUUGUGUAACAUUUACCAAACCCACAUUUUGUUCAGUGUAAUAUUAAACUUUGUAGUAAUAUUUAUUUGAGGAUGUAUUUAUUGUUGCAGGCUAAUCAUAUAGCAAAUUUGUUAUCUGGUUAAGUUUUUGCAGGGAAGGAAUGUUCUUUUUUUUUUCUUUUUUUUUUUCUUUUUUUUUUUAAUACGAAGAUUAAGCUCUAAGCUCUAUAAGGACUUUUAUUAUUUUCUGAUUCAAAUUCUGAAAGUGAAGCUAUCAUGCAUCAUAUCAAUCUGUCAAGGUUUGUACAUACUGAAUAACUACAGAAGAACUGAAAGAUGAAUUUCAUGACAAGGCUUAAAAACAUUUUAUCAGAUCUAUCGCAUCAGUGAUGUAUUUUUCUCACCUGAUAACUGUGCCUGUACUUUGUGUAACCGUAGACCAAGUGUUGCUGAGAUGGGACAAAUUAUUCUAGUGGACUUCUAGAGAUUUCCAUAAAUGUCAGGUUUAAUUUUCCAUGUUACCAUGGGAAAUUCGUUUUGAGGUGUGUAAUGAAGAUCUUGUAAGAAGACAGAAGCCAACAUACUGGAAUUGGUAUACACCAGGAUAAUGGUUACAUUGCACAGAAUGAAUCAAAUAAUUAUGAAUUCUAACAAGGUUACUUGGGUUGUUUUGUUAUAUUUCUGGACUGAUGCAUUGAUUUGGUUUCAAAAUUCAAAACUACAACAUUUUAAAAAAAAUGUGGUUUACUCUACAGGGACUCUAUGGGUUUAAAACAAUAAUGAAUGCUAUUAUGUCCUCAAAUUGGUGUGAACACGGGCCUUGUCAGUUUUAAAUGUGUCUAAUGUAUCACCUGAACUAUGUUGUACAUUAUUUUCAUAUGCCAUAUCAGUUCAUUUAACUCUAUAUUUUUGCAUUGUUUACCUAUUAGAUGUGUAAUGGAAAUUAUACUGUCAAAUGAUUUAUGCUGUGAGUAUUUUGUUGAUCUUAUGGAUAAUUCAAAAUACAGUUUAUAUAAUUAUUCUGAAUAUUGUAUUGAUUUACUUGUAAAUAUGGAGUUUUAACUAAAAAAAUACAUCAUAUAUGUAGACUACCAUUAGUAAAAUGUGUUUCUCAGGCAAGGAUUGGUUUGGAUGUUCCUGCGUACAGAUGGGUCCAUGACACCCAUGCAUUUGCCUUACACCAUUAUGAUGCUCAUGUAUGUGCAUAUGCCUAUGGUUGUCAGGUAGCCUUGUCUGGCUACAUGUGUGCAGAAUGUGUCGCAUUAAUUGUUGUGAAAAGGAAGGUUCAUGAAUGGUCAUUUGUACAUCUGAACAAGGAGAAUGUGCCAAAAUAAAGCAUUAAA